Molecule: messenger RNA, 447 nt
Organism: Schistosoma rodhaini
Lineage: Eukaryota; Metazoa; Platyhelminthes; Trematoda; Strigeidida; Schistosomatidae
Source: the annotation of a GenBank genome assembly
AUGUCUGUAUCGACGAUACCUCCACAUCUUCGUACUCGGCUUAUCUCACAUGGACAAAGAGUUUGUGAGCUUUACAAAGCAGUGCUUUACGAUCUGAAGGCGAAACAUCGAGACGUUUUGAAGUAUCGCUAUCAUGCUGUCUUGGCACGAGCACGUUUUGAAGAAAACAGAAACAUUAAGGAUGAAAUUCUGGCAAGAAAAUUAGUGGAAGAUGGAUGGGCUGAACUCAAACAGACUGAGGCUCCUUUUCCGUUCAAAUAUCCUGAUGCACCAGGAGGUGCUGCUUACGGAAGGGAAUCCGUUUUUAAUGACUCUAACUAUGACCUGUGGCAUCCAUUAGAGAAGAAGCAGUAUCCUGACUUCUUUGCAAGACGGGAAAAACGUAAGAAGGAAUUUAUGGAAGCCUGGGUCAAACGUUAUGGUCCUGAAAAGGAAAAAGUGUUUUAG